Scheffersomyces amazonensis is the source of this 709-nucleotide messenger RNA. It is a transcript of the gene HPA2, whose product is annotated as D-amino-acid N-acetyltransferase. Bases 95 to 559 code for a protein of 154 amino acids. Gene Ontology annotation, cellular component: cytoplasm. The record is from RefSeq and is a predicted model, not a curated record. The transcript has a single exon. Gene Ontology annotation, molecular function: N-acetyltransferase activity. Gene Ontology annotation, biological process: protein acetylation. NCBI's taxonomy places the organism in Eukaryota, Fungi, Ascomycota, Pichiomycetes, Serinales, Debaryomycetaceae.
CUUUAUCCGAAACAUAUAAAUAUUGUAAAAUACCCAUCAAUCAUUGAUAACUAUUGCUACCCUUGCAACAACAAUACAAUUAAGUUACUCAAACAUGACAGUCAGUCUCAGACCAAUUGAAGAGAAAGAUAAAGAAGAAUGGAUCAAUCUUUGGACAGGUAAAGGUGGAUACAUUGAAUUCUACAAGUCAUUACAUAAGAUUACUCCAGAAAUCACUGAUGUGACAUUUGCUAGAUUCUUAGAUCCUAAAGAACCAGUGUUUGCUGUCGUUGCUGUAGACGAUGAAUCGGGAAAAUUAGUUGGAUUUGCUCACUAUUUAACUCACAGAAAUACUUGGACUAUUGAAGAUGCCUUAUACUUGAACGAUCUUUUCGUAUCUGAAAAUGUUAGAUUAGGAGGUAUCGGUCGUAAAUUGAUUGAAUAUGUUUACGGAGCUGCUGAUAAAUUAAAUGCUAAAAAAGUUUACUGGUCUACACAGUUUGAAAAUCACAGAGCUCAAUUGUUAUAUACCAAAGUUGGAGUUAAAAGUGGCUUUUUAUUAUACCGUAGACCCGAUUAGUUUUUCCCAUAGUUUAGUUUUUUAGAUAUGGCUGAAAAUGUAUGUCAUUGAACAGCCUGCACACUGUGUCACUCCCAUGACACAAAGGCGGCAUAUAAACAAAAAAAAUUUAGGUGACGAUAAAUAAAUAAAUACAAUAAAUUCCAUAGC